AUGUCGACCGCUACCACCGUCACCAAGACCAACAUCGGUGUCUACACCAACCCCCAGCAUGACCUGUGGAUUGCGGAGGCGGAGCCCAAGGCGGAAGAUGUUCAGAGCGGCAAGAGUCUCAAGCCCGGCGAGGUGACCAUUGAGGUGCGCAGCACUGGUAUUUGCGGAUCGGACGUUCACUUUUGGCACGCCGGCUGCAUCGGCCCCAUGAUCGUGACGGGCGACCACAUCCUCGGCCACGAGUCUGCCGGUCAGAUUGUCGCGGUCGCUUCCGACGUCACCUCUUUGAAGCCCGGAGACCGAGUCGCCAUUGAGCCCAACGUGAUCUGCAACGAAUGUGAGCCUUGCUUGACGGGACGAUACAACGGCUGCGAGCGAGUCGCCUUCCUGUCCACCCCACCCGUGGACGGCCUCCUCCGCCGCUAUGUCAACCACCCCGCCAUCUGGUGCCACAAGAUCGGCGACAUGAGCUAUGAGGAUGGUGCUUUGCUGGAGCCUCUGAGUGUGGCCUUGGCCGCCAUCGAGCGCAGCGGGCUGCGCUUGGGUGACGCCACCCUCAUCACCGGUGCCGGUCCCAUCGGUCUGAUUUCCCUGCUCAGUGCCCGCGCCGCCGGUGCCUGCCCCAUCGUCAUCACCGACAUUGACGAGGGUCGUCUGGCCUUUGCCAAGUCUCUGGUUCCUGAAGUCCGCACCUACAAGGUUCAGAUCGGCCUCUCCGCCGAGGAGUCCGCGGCGGGAAUCAUCAAUGCCCUCAACGACGGCAACGGCUCCGGCCCCGAUGCGCUGCGGCCCCGUCUGUGCCUGGAGUGUACCGGUGUGGAGAGCAGUGUCAACUCCGCCAUCUGGAGCAUGAAGUUCGGUGGCAAGGUGUUUGUGAUCGGUGUGGGCAAAAACGAGAUGACCAUUCCCUUCAUGCGUCUGAGCACCCAGGAGAUCGACCUGCAGUACCAGUACCGCUACUGCAACACCUGGCCGCGUGCCAUCCGUCUGGUGCAAAACGGAGUGAUUGAUCUGCACAAGCUGGUCACCCACCGCUUUGCCCUGGAGGAUGCGCUCAAGGCCUUUGAGACCGCGGCAAACCCCAAGACUGGCGCGAUCAAGGUGCAGAUCAUGAGCUCCGAGGAGGACGUCAAGGCGGCCUCGGCUGGUCAGAAGAUUUGA
This is a messenger RNA of Penicillium oxalicum, 1161 nucleotides long. RefSeq names its product NAD(P)-dependent alcohol dehydrogenase. The coding region runs from base 1 to 1161 and encodes 386 amino acids. Gene Ontology annotation, biological process: D-sorbitol catabolic process. Gene Ontology annotation, molecular function: zinc ion binding; L-iditol 2-dehydrogenase (NAD+) activity. Lineage: Eukaryota; Fungi; Ascomycota; Eurotiomycetes; Eurotiales; Aspergillaceae. The record is from RefSeq and is a predicted model, not a curated record. The transcript is spliced from 2 exons.